AUGGCAGAAUUAUCGACCCCUCCAAAUUUCCAAUUCGCAGAAUCCGAGGGGCGGCUGCAAUGGACGGUCGCGAUCAUAUCACCGACGACCUCGCCCAAGAUGCCCACAGAAUUGGAAGAACUCGUUGACUUUGUCUCUCAUGGCAACACUCAAGUGCGACAGCUUGCUGUCGAGAACCUCGUCCCAUACUCUACUUCCCAGCCCGCUAUAUUCAAGACAAAUGAGCUUCUGCCAGUAAAAGACCUCAAGCUUUUAGUCCGAGAUUACGAAAAAAUCGCCGCCGAUGCAACGACAAUCCUCAUAAAUCUCACUGCAGACCAAGAAAUCCUCGAAUACCUCGCCUCAGAUCAUGCGUUUGUGAAAACGCUCCUCGGCCGCGUAACCAACCCUUCCGAACCCAAUGCGAAUCUCAUAUCGAUGCUUCUAGCCAACCUAGCCAAAUACGACGAGCUAAAAGAUAUCCUGACGGUCGAAGCGCCAGCGCCCAAGGAACUAGCAUCCAACAACAAAGCUAUCGACCAAUUGCUGGAUCUGUUCGUCAAGGGCGCAGACGGGACAUAUAACAAAGCAGCCGACUUCGACUACCUCUCCUACCUCGUCGCCGACCUCGCUAAGCACAAGGAAGGCCGGCAGUACUUCCUCACGAAACAAGAAUACGAUGGCAUAGUGCCCCUCUCAAAGCUGGUGGUAUUCACGGAGCACAAAUCGUUCGUCAGACGGAAAGGUGUGGCCUCAACGAUCAAAAACGUGGCAUUUGAAAUCGAUGCCCAUCCCGCGCUCUUGGACGAGGAUGAGAUCAACAUCCUGCCGUACCUAUUGCUGCCGAUCACGGGUAACGAGGAGUUCACCGAGGAGGAGAGUCUGGAUAUGCUGCCUGAUUUGCAACUCUUGCCCCCUGAUAAGAAGAGGGAUUCCGACCCGAGUAUCAUACAGACGCAUAUCGAAACGCUGAUGCUGUUGACGACGACAAGGCAAGGUCGGGACUUGAUGAGGAGCAUUAGGGUGUAUCCGAUUGUGCGGGAGACGCAUUUGCACGUUGAAAAUGAUGGCGUGAGAGAGGCUUGUGAGAGGCUGGUACAGGUGCUGAUGAGGGAUGAGGAGGGAGAGGAGGUCAGUGGGGAGAUGAAGGCACUAGAGAGGAGGCCGAGGGUUGGAACGGGGAAUAAGCCGUUUGGGAGUGGGAGGCCACAGAUUUCGGCGGGGGCGGGGGGUUGGGCGAAGCAAGAUGAGCCAGAGGAGGAAGAUGACGACGAUGACGACGACGACGAUAAAAUCGUAGAGGUGUAG
This is a messenger RNA of Drepanopeziza brunnea f. sp. 'multigermtubi' MB_m1, 1287 nucleotides long. RefSeq lists its product as uncharacterized. The record is from RefSeq and is a predicted model, not a curated record. NCBI's taxonomy places the organism in Eukaryota, Fungi, Ascomycota, Leotiomycetes, Helotiales, Drepanopezizaceae.